Messenger RNA from Haemonchus placei, 279 nucleotides. NCBI's taxonomy places the organism in Eukaryota, Metazoa, Nematoda, Chromadorea, Rhabditida, Trichostrongylidae. The record is from the annotation of a GenBank genome assembly.
AUGCUCCUGGAUUGCGCUUAUCCAGUCUACUUAACAAAGGGGAGGGUAGAGAGGGAGGGGGCUCGAGUGAAUCACUGUUGCGCUCUUCACGACAACUGUUACGAUUUACAAUUGGGACGAGAAAACUGUGAUCAAAACUUCUGUGACUGUUUAAAACGUGCUACAGCUCCGGAUACCUGUGCAGCGACUGAGUUGAAAUGUCUCGCGAUAAAAAAGGUCGGACAACAGGCGUAUUUUGAUGCUGCGUCAUACGAAGGUGAGUCAUUUAUGCUCCUCUGA